Tyto alba (common barn owl) is the source of this 4158-nucleotide messenger RNA. RefSeq names its product gamma-secretase activating protein (gene GSAP). The record is from RefSeq and is a predicted model, not a curated record. Bases 129 to 2669 code for a protein of 846 amino acids. Gene Ontology annotation, cellular component: trans-Golgi network. Gene Ontology annotation, biological process: positive regulation of amyloid-beta formation. The transcript is spliced from 31 exons. NCBI's taxonomy places the organism in Eukaryota, Metazoa, Chordata, Aves, Strigiformes, Tytonidae.
CCCAUGGCGGCAGCGGCCGCCCCGCCGGAGCCGGAGCCGGAGCCGGUGCAGCAGAGUGGGGAGCUCCGGCGCCGGAGCGGAGAGGGGUCGCGGCCGCUCCGCGUCCCUGAGUGCGAGAGGAGAGCGCUAUGCUGCUUCACCUGGUAGCCGAGUUUGACCUGCAGAGGGAUGUGGUCCCCUGGCUGGCGGCGCGGGGUUGGGCCGCGGCUCUAGAUACUUCUGAGAAUUCAUCAGCACUCUACGUUGUAAAUGUUGAAAGAAAUGGAAAUAUUAUUUAUACCUGGAAGGGAAAUCAGAGAAAUACUCACAUUGGAUUGUAUGAUCUUCAAACUAAACAAAAUGAGCACCUCUAUAUGUUUGAGAGGGAUCUACACAUAAUCAGUUGUUCGAUCAACAAUGAAAGGACGUUAUUGGCUGUCAGCUUCUGUCAAUAUACAGAGGAAGAAAGAGUAAGUCAGCUAUUACAGUCAGUAUCCAAGUAUUUAACCUUGCUAAUUGAAAUUCAUCCCAUUAAUAAUGUGAGAGUCCUAAAGGCUGUGGAUAGCUGUGUUCGAGUACAGUUUCUUUAUCCAGUUGAAGACAGAAAUACUUCUACAGAAAAUCGCCUCUUGCUGGUUUCAGAAGAUAAAUAUAUUGAACAAUUUGACAUUCAUGUUGUUGCAGAAGAAGAACACAAAGUGGUGAUUCAGAACGCAGGUCAGCUUCCAAGAGCCAGAGUUACAGAUGAUCUCAUUUGGGCACAAUGGGAUAUGAUGGAACAAAGGCUCUUCUACAUUGUUCCAAAGGGAUCAAGGAGUACUUUAAAAUGUGUCCAGUUUUAUCCUGAUGAAAAUUUUAACUCAAUACUGGAAUCACACCUGGAUAUUUCUGUAAAUGACACACAAUUAAAACUUGUGAAUUUUGGAUAUGAUUACUGUCAAGACCAAGAUGUUGCAUCUAAAUCUUUGAAUCUUCAGGUUUUUACAAGUAAAGCAGGAGGCUUGUGUGUGUGUUGUAGUCUAGCUUCUGAUAUUCCAGAUGAAAUAAUGUACUCCAUAUAUUUUUUACAUAAAGGUUACAACAAAACUUUUACAGUUUCUCUAGAAAGAACAGAAUCUCAUCAAUUGAAGGAAGUGGCCUUUAUGAAUCUUGACUAUUAUGUGGCUGCUUAUUUGCCUGGCCAGUUCCUGCACCUCCUGAAUAUUCAGCAUCCUGACCUGCUGUGCUAUAGUUUAUUUCUGACAGGUGAGGAUGCAAGAAUUGACAUGUUGCAGAACUGCCCCAUCCAAUCUCCACUCGUGUCAACAGUCUUGGAUUGCCGCGCAGGAAGUAUGUAUGCCGUGAGCAUCAGUGACAGCGCCUUACUACAGUUCCUACAGAACAGCAAACAGGACGGUGAGAGAUUGGCGGCUCUGCAUUGUGCCCUGCUGUACUUCCAACACACGGAAGACUUGGAAAUGCAGAUUAUUUGGUGGAUUUCUGACAACCUGUCAACGUGUCAUUCUUUUGACCCCAUUCAAGAAUUUAUCAUUGCCUCUCUGUACUGCAGAAUGUGUCCAGAAACUCACGACCUGGAUAAACUUUUGCCCUACACAUCACUGCUUGACUGGAUUGGGAUUAUCCCUGGUGUAACAUGUGCAACAGACAUUAUUUCUCUACCUGUGUUAGAGUUCCAAAACUCCAAAGGCUUCUGGGAGAAACUCAACUCAAACUUGGAGAGUGUGAAGUAUGCAGAGCCACACUUGCAUUACCACAGUAACGUGCUCAGAAGAGAAUGGCGUAACCUUUCAGAAGAGAGAGAGGAGAGAACCACCACAGCAUAUUUGAGGAAUAUUUUUGAAAAUGCCAAAAAGGUGCUUUCUCAUCUGGACACUUGGGACUCUGAGGAAAGGCUGGUACCACUCUUUCAAGAGGAGGAUUAUCAGCAGCAAUUACUGAUGGGACUGAUGGUUGCUCAGCUAAAGGAUCACCUUAUGAGACAUCUACAGUAUGUAGGAAAAAAGAAGAUUGACCAAAUUGUUUUGGAUUACGUUGCAAACCUGCUGAAUCUAGUACAUCGAAUAAUGAAGGAGGUUUGGAGGAGAUACCAGCUUCAUUCUUGCAUCUUCUGCUUUGAUGAGAGAGGAAAUGCAGGAGAGUUUGCGGUGUUCCACAUCAUGAGUCGGAUUCUAGAAGCUGCAAAUGGCAUGUGCAUGCCUUUACCUCCUGGUUUUCACACUCUACACUUGGGGCUUGGUGUUCGAUGUCUCCCUCUGCACACCCUCCUGCACUAUAUUGAUCAUGGAGUCUUGCAUUUGACAGAAACGUGUGUAAAGAAAUUGCUGAAAGAUCUGGACAACACUGAAAAGAAUGAGAAGCUGAAAUUCAGUAUUGUCAUGAGGCUUCCUGAGGCUCUUGGUCAAAAGGUCCGCCAGUUCUGGAAUCAUCCCAUAAAUGCUAAUUUCAUAGCACGGAAAUACGUGAAACUUUUGCUCGAGAAGCUGGGGAACAGGCAGUGUAGCAGGCCUGUCCCUGAGAGACUCUCAGUCCCUGUAGAGUUUUUGCCACUUAACUACCUGACUAAUAUGCUGGCAGAUGUAGAGAAUCAAGAUGUGCAUCCAUAUGAAAAACAAGAACACGUUAACGUAAGAUUUGUGGAGGAAACAGCACUCAGACACACUAUGACGCUUUUGGGCCUCAAAUAUUCCUGAAGUACCAUGCUAGUGAAGAAAGCUAACUGUGCUACUCUUUAUAUAAAGAGUAUUCACACAGCAGUGUGCAACUAACUUUUUUUUGGUGUUUGUUUUAAACUUAAAUGUUAUGUUGUUUCCCAAAUAAUCUGCAGUUUUGUGUAGCCCCCAUUACUGACAUAAACUACUCAAAAUAUUGUUUGGUGAAAUGAAUUAAGGCUGAAAUCACUGACUUCUAGAUUUAAUCCUAGAGAAAUUAGUCUGACAGAAGCCCAGGUUUCCAACGAAAGAUAUCUGUGGCUCCAUGUUGAAGUGGGCAAAUAAGGGGAACUACAUUGGGUACCAAAACAUGUGUUGAAAAUUGGAAUUAAUGUCAGUUACUUUACUAAGAUAGACAAUCCUGAAAAAGGUAGUCCAGUUGUAUUGUACAGUAACAAGAAACUGGUAAUUGUUUACUCAUUUAGAUAAUAAAAGAAUUUCUUGCUGUGCUUCUGUAAAGCAGUUAAGAAUAACAAAUGAUGAAUCAGUCUCUGUAUAUAAUGCCUCAGUAACGAUGUAUUCAUUCCUUGUGGUGGUUGUGUGUUAUGGUACUUCUGCCUUUGGAGUUGGAUCUUAAUGUAUUCAGCUUUGUAAUUAAUGCAAAAUAUAAUCUUCUCAAAGUGCAUGUGACAGAGUUGGGGUUUGGUUCUUUAAGGUAAAUAUAAUACAUCAUAAGCAAUACAAGAUAAGAAAAAAGUUCUUUAGAAAUUUACCUUAAUGGUGGAUUGGACAGUGUUUUACUUAACUGUAGUCUUACAACUUUUUAGUGAUACAGUUCAAACCUCAGCUUCAGGAAGACAUGAUGGAGAUUUGGUUUUCCUUCAUUUUUGACUUUUAUGUAUACAUAACUGAACCAGUGUUACUUGGGGUUGGGUUUUUUUGGUUGUUGUUUUUUGUUUUUUGUUUUUAAUGUUCUGAACUGUGACAUUAAUGUAAAAUAGUAACGGUGGUUUGCUAUGCAGAGAAAAUCUUAAGUUCUGAGACGCAGGCUUUCUGCAAUCUUUACUGGCUUUAAAAACAACUCUCUGUUUCAGGCGAUUAAACUAGUGAAACUCAUUGACAGUUUGGUAGAUUUUGCAGGUUUUCAAUAGCAAACACUGAUAUUCUAUCUGAGCAGUUUCCACUGAUGCUUCCCAUUCCUUACCAGAGAAAUAAUAAGAUCCAGUUCUCAGGAGUGACUUAGCAAGUUCCUGGUAAUUCCCUUGUUAUUGCCAUCAGUGGAGGAAGAGUUUUAGCUUUCUCUGUAACUGCAUAGAGAGAGGGAAUAUUUUUCUCAAUAUAAUUAAAAUUUGUUCGGCAAGUGUAAACUCCAGUCCCAUGGUGCAGAAAGCUAUGUUGGUGUAUUUGUAUAAGCGAUGGGGACUUUGUUCAUGUUGUAUUAAUAACAAGAGAAGAUUUUCCUAGCCUUUUCUUUUUAAUGGAAUGUAUUCUAUAAUCAGAUGCAAUAAAACUUCACCUGAAAAAACAAUAA